AGCCACCAGUACUCCGCGCGGCAGCAUUCGGGGUGCGCGUGUCGCCUUUCAAACGCUCACAUUAACACACUGACGCGCCACAACUGCAUUGUGCAUUUACGACGACAAUCGUAAUUUGCUAAGCUGAAAGUGAUACAUUGCCGGCGUUCCUGUACCCCCACGUAAAUGUUCGUGCCCGUCCGCGAGGAGAAAAAUAAACAUAGCACUUCGGUGUGUCAAUUGUUUCAGACGUGGCUCCCGACAGCGGCCCCCCGCCGCGCGCCCCCGCCAGCGCCUGUACAUUAUAAUCUGUGGAUUCUGUGAUGCUGACACGAACAGAGCCCUACAGGAAACUGCGUCCUAGAGGGCGACGGAGGACGUUACCGUCUACUAAGUAAUAGAUAGUUCCUAAGUGUUAAGUGUUUCGUUGCCAAAAUGAUGGGCAACCGGAGAAACUUAGUGUUUAGAGUGAGCAUCGUGAUCAACAUCGCGGUGCUACUGUACGCGGCCAUGCACUUUUCUGGCACCACGAGCAACGGAAUAGACUGGAUGCCGGUCGCCGUGGACGGGCAGGAGCCUGCGCGCAGCGCCGAGGUGCGGUACCUCUACGAGCGAAGACCCGAGGCCCGCAACGAGACAGAAACUAGACCUGAACCGCUUCUCAAAGCUUACGAUGAAUCCACCUCGCAAAAGACACCGUCCACUGUGGCCACUACCAACAAGACUGCUUCGAGCACGGCAUCUGUUGUGGUUCCGUCGGAGUCGGAAAUAACCAGCGAUGGUCUCGACAUAGUCGAUGAGAACGCUUUAUCCGAGGCUACACUGCAGCGCCUGCGCUCUCUGCUGAACUGUAAUGAGAGAGACUUCUUGCCGGUGACCUACCAGCGGGGAGAGUUCUGGGUGCUGAAAAACUACGUGCGCGCUGAUGACGGCGUCGUGCUCUGUCACGAAUCCAUCACCUACACCACGCACGCAGGCUUUGAAUUCCUCGACAAUGUCCUGCCACUCGUCGAAAGAUGGAUGGCGCCUGUAAGCUUGGCCAUCCACGCGCCGGGCGCCGACCUGUCGCCCACGGUGAACAGCAUCAGGUAUCUCCGGGACUGCACCGGUAACGACCUCGUCCGGUCGUACGUCUCCUUCCACGUAUUCUUCUCACACAAGCAUAUACCGAGCACGAUACCAGACCCCGAGAGCUUCCUAAAUACCCCAUACAAUUGCAGCAGCAACCCGCCGUUUGUAGUCUCCAACUCGACGUACAUGAAGCAGAAAAGCCUGCUUUACCCCGUGAAUGUAGCUCGCAACAUCGCGCGAGACUCUGCGCUCACGCACUUCAUACUGCCAUCGGACAUCGAGUUGUACCCUAGCCCUAAUCUGGUCCCGCGGUUCCUGAACAUGAUAGCGAGAAACGCAAAACCUCUAAACACUUCAACUAAACCGAGGGUCUUUCCAAUCAGUAUAUUUGAAGUCGAUGCCAAAGUCAAAGUGCCAUCAACCAAAACUGAGCUCCAAGAGAUGUUGAAGAAGAAGAAAGCCAUUCCAUUUCACAAAUUCGUUUGCCCGACCUGCCACAAUAUACCUCAAGCGCAGCAGUGGAUGUCUGCUAGUGAAACAACCCAAAUGGAGGUGUUCCACGUAGGCAAAAGAAAAGGCAAGUUCGUUAUCUGGGAGCCUAUCUUCAUCGGCACUCACCAAGACCCUUACUACGAUGAGCGGCUGAGCUGGGAGGGCAAAAAGGACAAAAUGACGCAGGGUUACAUUUUAUGUGUUAAAGACUACGAUUUCAUGAUCCUCAACAACGCGUUCCUCAUCCACAAGCCCGGGAUCAAGUACUACGUGAAGAACGCCAAGCGAGACGCUAUCGUGGCUCGUCAGAACCACUUCGUGAAGCAGGUCAUCACGCCCGAGCUCAAGAAGCUCUUCGGCACCAAGGAUGGCUGUGCGAUGUGACGAAUAAAAUAUGAGGACGUCUCUGUGGCCUGAAAAUAAUGAUGAACGCAAUUUCUGUGUCUUGAUAACAACAGUCCGUAGUUAUUUAACGACACGAUGCUAGUUCAUUUACUUGUAGCCUUAAAGCCAGCUAAGCGCAGGAGUCGAGUGUUGCGGGGGGAAAAAAUCUACCAAAAAAUGUGCGUGCGCCUUUGGCAACUAAUUUUUGGUGCAUUUAUCAUCUUAAAAGUAAAUUACAUCACUUCAAAUUUUGAAGUUGGAUGCUGCCGCGAUUAUGUUAUAUUGCUUAUUUUAGUGUAACUUGUCAAACGUAUACUUUGUCCUGUGUACGGGAAAGAAAACAAUUAACUUAAGGAAAUUAAGUGAAAAUUACAUAUCAACAACUACUCUUGAGGAUGUGAGUUAAAAUUUAAAAGUGCAGAAAAACCACCUUCCUCCUAUGUAAAGUGUUUCUGAACAUUAAGAAAGAUUGUACAUUUAAUUGCUGCGUACCUAUGUUCGCUAUCAAAAAUUAUAACGAAACAGUAAUUACAAUAAACAUCAAGCACUGCUUUGUAAGUACAUACUUUUUUAGGACACGUCUUCAUUAAAAAUGGAUGUUAAAAGAAGGAAAAAUAGGUGAAAACUUUUCCCAACUUACGAAAUGUCAACUAGUCCAAAUGCCUAUAAAGCUAUAAAGAAUAAAUAUAGGUAUAACACUAUAAAAGUUCGAUAUUUUUCUAAACGAAUUUUGUACUUUGUGUAUUCAUGAGCUCUUAUAUACAUGUCCUUAUGUAGAUAUGUAGGUAUCUAAGAUAUUUAGUAGCUUCAGUCCGACUGAAACUAGUGAAAAAUCUCCGUCUACCGCAGUGCAUUAGGUAUCUAUUUAAGACUAUCGAAUUUUGUUUGAUGCUCUUAUUACAUCUAGGUACUAAUCUAUAAAUCAAUAUUCGUAGUAUUGACUUUGUUUAUAGUUGAACCCAGCUGCAACCGCUACGAUUUUUUAUCAUUUAGAUGUAUUUACCUGUAAACGUUUUAUACUUGUGUAGAAUAUUUAACAAAUUCUGUAAAAAAAAUCAUAGUGUUAUGAUUUUUAUGGAAAGGAAACUAGUUCGUGAUCUGUAUGCACCUGUUGAAAAUAGGAAGGUGUUUAGUUCACACGGUACAGCUACAGUCACCGUACAGUGCCUUCCUCUACGAAGCGGUCAAACAAAUAUACUCUAUUUACAAAUAACAUUUUAUCAGAUUUUUUGCGCGCUUUGUUGUAGAUGUUUGUACCUUUGCACCGUCUAGAAAUUAGAUCUUUUAAUGAAAACUUAUUUAGAGGAAUCAUAAAAUACCUACCAUAUACCUACUUAUCAGUUAUCGGGUUAACGCAAGCAUUUUACCUAUUCUAUGAAGUAUAGAAGGAUCUGGAAAUAUAACUACAUUUAUAUGUUUGAAAUAAAUGUAAGUAUAAAAUUCAAUAGCCUUCUCUACCGUUAUGCCCCACUAAAAACUGACUGAUUAGUAUUAUUUGGAUUAUGUAUUGUUAUAAUUUACAAGAGUUAUCGGUUUGUAAAUAAGCUUAUACAUCAUGUGUACAUAUUAUGUAUGUAAUUAUUGUGUUAGAAUACUCAUUCGUAUAAUAUUAAACUGUAUGAGUUAUAAUUCACUGUACUUUCGAAUUCGAAAUUUGGAAAAACAAUUGCGACUCUGUCGCCCAUAAAAUUAACCCCAGAAAAUUCUUACACCACUGUAUAGGUACAACAUUUGCGGCCUCUGAGAUCCCUAAAACUGGUGGUUUUUACUGUAUUUGGCACUUCUUCUAAAAAGUUUACCGAUCCCUGUACGGCUACCACCUGUGGAGAUCAAGCGGAGAGGCCUUUGCCCAGGAGUGGGCCACUAUAACGGGCUAAGAAUAUUAGGUUAAUUUCGUCACUAAAGUAACUGCACUAAGCCCUUAGUAACUAUCUUAGUGGUAAAUAACGAGUAUAUAAUAUACCUACAGGUGAAAAUUCGUUAUCAUACGGGCAUCAUACACGAGUUUGGAUAGGUUUCUAUUAAAAAGGUGCGUAGUAAAUUUCCCACGUUAAGACUUUAAUGUUUAUUAAUGAUCCGAUAUAUUAGGAAAUGUAUACCAAUUUUUACUACUUAUCAGAUAUUAGUAGGUAAUAAUUGGUAAUAAUAACCAGUCCCUCAUACCAGUAGCCUUUAACUCGUAUUCUCAUGUUUUAUUUUAUACUAUUCGUUGUAAGCUAAGCUUUACUUAAACAACCAAAUUUGUAACAAAAUACCCACGAUUUUCUUUUCGCUUUUCCCCAUGUUCGGCUUGGCUAUAAGAAUGAUUUGAUUUAUUUUAUAGCUAUUGUUUUAAUUUCAAGGAAAUGUGCACAAGUCAAUAUCUACAUAUCUUUUUGAUAGCGAAUAUAUUUUAUAAGACUAUUUAUUUAGUAAAAUGUUAAAUUCCUGAAGUGCAUUUUGCUUUAGUAUUAAUUAAUCGUAUACGUAGGUAACUUUACUUUAACUAGACACGUUUUCUAACCGGUUGCUGUAACUGUAGGCCAUAGUUUUAACGUGAAGCGUAGGCUAAAUUACGAACCUGAGUCCGCACAAAAUCUUAUGCGUAUCGUAUACAUUACUUAUACCUAAGUAUAAUAUUUUGUAAACUUUGAACCUGCCUAAACUAAUAAAAGGGUAAUAGAUAUUAAGUUUUACCAAUGAAUCACUACGGCCUAUUACGAGUGUAAGGAGCUUAUGUUUGUGUAAUGUAUAUUGUAGUAGUAAAGAUUACCACAUGAUGUAGAAUUAAACAAAUUAGACCGAUUUACUAUUCGGUAGCGACUAAUUACUUACUCAGCUUAAACCCCCCUGUCUAAAAAGCUACGAAAAUCAAAGAUCCCAACGAAUUAAAAACUUCCUACUACUCGUAUUUCUAGUUGGAUAAAAUGGUUGUCAAUUAACUUUUUAGUGGCCUCAAUUGAUCCAUAACUGGCAAGGUGAAGCCACUGGCGAGUACACGGGCUGGAUAAGCUGGAUUCCAAUACAGCUUCGACGUCCCAAAAGAACUUACACAGACAUAAGCUCACUUCUUAUCAUCGCAGGCGCACAAUCGUAUUUUAAUAUUUAUGCAAAUAGUCGGUAUAAAUGCGACUGUUCGCGUGCAAGUUACUCUGGGCACAUUCGGACUAUGUGACGGGCCUUAUUGUAUCGCGGUGAUUAAAUUAGUAUUGUAAUUAAAAACGAGUGUUUAAGCUCACCACGUUCGGACAUAGCAUGUAGGUAUACAGUAUACAGUUAGGUUUUUAUUUGGCUUUCUUCGCCGUUUUUUUUUUACAGAUCUUUAUGUUUGACUUACUAGCUUAUUUAAGUUAGUCAGUAUUUUUCUCGUUUAGAUCUUAUUAGACGUAAGUUAACAUGUAAUCGGGCUUUGGUUUCGGUAUACGCAUGUGGUGAGUUUUCACUUGUCUAGGCUGGAAGUGCCUCUGCCUCGUAGAUAAUAAGUGCAAUAUUAUUGAAGUCUCUCGAUGUGAUCAUUUACGAAUAUAAAUAUUUAUCAAAAUAUAAAAAAAAACUUAUUGCUUAUCUUUUAUAAUGUUUUAAACAAUUUCUUAGAAAUCAUCAUGUAAAAUUAGUCGAUGUAAAAAAUUUAAUUAAAAAAAUCUGACAGUGAA
Molecule: messenger RNA, 5558 nt
Organism: Cydia strobilella
Lineage: Eukaryota; Metazoa; Arthropoda; Insecta; Lepidoptera; Tortricidae
Product: beta-1,4-glucuronyltransferase 1
Exons: 7
Coding region: 415-1926 (503 amino acids)
Source: RefSeq, a predicted model, not a curated record